GGGGCCACACCUGAGAAAUUUUACUAGCCCUGAGUAAUCAUCAGUGCUGCAAGGGCACUUUGUUCCUGAUUUCAGACUUACAGCUUAGAGGAUGACACUUUGCACCAGUAUCACUGGCUACCUUCAGGAACUGUUUGUGGGAAUAAUCAUCAUCUGCCUGGUUGGGUUAAGCCACAUCCAGCUUAAUCUCGAUUCAGAGGAGAUGUGUGCCUGUAUCCAGUGUAUGGCAGGAAGUAAAGAGGACCCCUGGUUCGCAGAGCACUACAAGAACCGGGUGCCAAAACUUCUUUCCAGGCAGAACAGCGAGCUCCAUCCUAACACUAGCAAAUGGUGGCAGCGGCUUCAAGGUGGGCCAAGUAAAAAGAACUACAGUGCAGUUGUGGAGACUCUGUUCUCGUUGUUCCCUGAUGAAGAACACUACUCGGACGCUGGUCCUCACCGCUGCAGAACCUGUGCUGUGGUGGGCAACUCUGGAAAUCUGGAAGGAUCUCAUUAUGGCCAUCUAAUAGACGCCCAUGACUUUGUCAUAAGGAUGAACAAAGCCCCCACUGCAGGCUUUGAGAAGGAUGUUGGGUCAAAGACCACUCACCGCGCCAUCUACCCUGAGAGUGCUGUGGACAUGGACAACUCCACUCACCUCGUCCUGGUACCUUUUAAAAUUCUGGAUCUUGAGUGGCUUAUCAGUGUCUUCACCACCAAACACAUCACACGCACGUAUACUGUAGUGAAAAGCACAAUACAAGUAGCCAAGGACAAGGUGAUGAUAUUGCACCCUGAGUUUAUGAGAUAUGUCUAUGAGAUCUGGCUGCAGAAACAGGGGAAAUAUCCUUCUACUGGCUUCAUGAUGCUCGUGUUCUCCCUGCACAUCUGUGACCAGGUGAAUGUAUUUGGAUUUGGUGCCAGUAAAGAUGGGAACUGGAACCACUACUUUGACAAAAGAUAUUAUCAUUUUCUCAACACUGGCGUACACAGAGGAAGCGCUGAAUACAACAUCACUCUGAAACUCCACCAGAAAAACAAGAUCCAGAUGUAUAAAGGAUGGUAA
Colossoma macropomum (tambaqui) is the source of this 1045-nucleotide messenger RNA. Its product is annotated as CMP-N-acetylneuraminate-beta-galactosamide-alpha-2,3-sialyltransferase 2-like. Bases 92 to 1045 code for a protein of 317 amino acids. The record is from RefSeq and is a predicted model, not a curated record. The transcript is spliced from 6 exons. NCBI's taxonomy places the organism in Eukaryota, Metazoa, Chordata, Actinopteri, Characiformes, Serrasalmidae. Gene Ontology annotation, molecular function: beta-galactoside (CMP) alpha-2,3-sialyltransferase activity.